Drosophila ananassae is the source of this 1135-nucleotide messenger RNA. Its product is annotated as borealin. The record is from RefSeq and is a predicted model, not a curated record. The coding region runs from base 212 to 868 and encodes 218 amino acids. Gene Ontology annotation, cellular component: chromosome, centromeric region; chromosome passenger complex; spindle midzone. Gene Ontology annotation, biological process: mitotic sister chromatid segregation. The transcript is spliced from 2 exons. Lineage: Eukaryota; Metazoa; Arthropoda; Insecta; Diptera; Drosophilidae.
UCUUGUUUUUUACUAGCUACAAUUAAUAAAAUAUUACAUUUCACUUACACUUACAUUUAUUCACGUUCUUAGGCCAUCAUCUUGUUAAAACAUUCAUUUUUUGUAUCCUCGUAUUUUGUAAAUAAAUAAAUGUUAUGAAGCGGAAGCCACAAAGUAGCCUUAGGAGUAGUAGUCUUAGGCGAUAGAACCCAUUAUUAUCCGAUUAAGCAAAAUGCCGCGUACAAAGAUUGUAAGGCGCAAGGCCGACCGAUUAAAGGCGGAUAUUGACGAAAAGCUUCGCUUGGCCCAAAUCAAAAUCGAUUCCGUCUUGGAGACCGUGGAUGAGAUGGAAAAACGCGCCAAGCAAGAGGUGGAUCACAAAAUCAAGGUAAUCCUCAGCAGGACUGAUAAGAAAAUAUUGGACAUGAAGCUGACUGAUUUUUUGUCCCAUCCACUUGACCACUUCGAAGACUAUCAAUUUCUGGCUCCCAUGGCCCCCACUAGUCGCAGUCUCUCUAUUGGCCGGCUGCGUCUACGCACUCCUCGCACCCAAUCGCAGCGGGACCAGGCUCAGUCGGUGGACAGAAUGAAGACAAGAAGCCGUACCAUGAAAGACAUCUCCAUGACAUUCCAGCGCUGGCCCCGUCCCGGGGAGCGAGUGCUCUCAACGUCGGGUAGCCCACUAGCGGUGCAGGCUCAUGCGGAACUCCAUGCCGACGUCCACAUCCCCACCAGGAAGGGCGUGAUCACGGUGAAGCCGCACAAGAUAAAGAAUAUAGAACGGGAGGUGCUGAUGGAAAUGGACCAGAACACGCUCAACCAGGUGAAGACCCUGAACGACAACCUGGAAAUGAUCGUGGAUAUGGCCACCAAGAUGGGCAGACUAUAGCUUACCUCCCUAGAAUAAUCAGAACGAAUAAGAUCCUCGGAUUGUCAUAAUUUUACGCUUAUUUCGUUAAUAUUUUAUUUAGUCUUUUUCAUUUUCUCAUUUUCAAUGUAUUUGUUCAGUUGUUAAACAUUAAGUGAACGUGUCUGUUGUUCUUGUUGCUGGUUGUUGCAGAUCGCUUGCGUUUGUUGUAUAAUUAAUUAAUAAAUUUAAUUACCUUUAUGUAUACAUAUACAUACACGUAUGUGUAUGUCGAUUUUUAAGUACAAA